This is a messenger RNA of Fusarium keratoplasticum, 1014 nucleotides long. Its product is annotated as Adenine deaminase. The transcript has a single exon. Gene Ontology annotation, molecular function: adenine deaminase activity. Gene Ontology annotation, cellular component: cytosol. Lineage: Eukaryota; Fungi; Ascomycota; Sordariomycetes; Hypocreales; Nectriaceae. The record is from RefSeq and is a predicted model, not a curated record. Bases 1 to 1014 code for a protein of 337 amino acids. Gene Ontology annotation, biological process: adenine catabolic process; purine ribonucleoside monophosphate biosynthetic process; hypoxanthine salvage.
AUGGAGAACAUCCAGGAUUUUAUUAGGGGCAUCCCGAAAGCAGAGCUUCACAUGCACAUCGAAGGCUGUAUUGAGCCGGGCAUGAUGUUUGCCCUGGCUGAGCGGAAUGGAAUCCCUCUUCGAUGGAAAUCCCCUGAGGCAUUGCGGGAUGCCUACGAGUUCAAUGAUCUUCAGUCAUUCCUCGCCUUAUACUUUGAGGGAUGCAAGGUACUGGUCAAAAAGCAGGACUUCUACGAUGUGACUUUUGCAUACCUUGAGAGAGCACACGCCGAGAACGUCGUCCGGGCCGAGCUCUUUAUUGGCCCCCAAACUUUUACUGAAAGUGGCACUCCUCUAUCCGAACUCAUGGAGGGCGUCCUCGGUGCAAUUCACGGAGCCGAGCAGACAUUGGGCAUCAGCGCAGGGCUCAUCAUAAGCACCCACCGACAUCGAACGGAAGAGGAAGCGCUUGAAUUACUCGACUCGAUCAUGCCGUGGAAAGAACUCAUUAUUGGCAUCGGCAUGGGCGGGCCCGAGAUGCCAAACCCACCCUCAAAAUUUGCUACCUACUUCAAGACGUGCCGUGAACGUGGAUUCCGAACCUGUAUCCAUGCUGGAGAAGAAGGUCCCUCCGACUAUGUACGUCAAGCUAUCGAGCAGCUACAGGUCGACCGGAUCGACCAUGGAAUUGCUUGUCUUUCGAAUCCAGCCCUGGUCGCGGAACUUGUUGAAAAACAGAUCCCACUGACGGUUUGCCCCGUGUCGAAUCUGAAACUCAACGUGGUAUCGUCGCUUGCUAGCCAUCCAUUGCGAAAGCUGCUCGACGCGGGAGUCAAGGUGUCGAUCAACUCUGACGAUCCGCCAUACUUUGGCGCUUAUAUAAAUGACAACUUCAUACAGAGCCAAGCCGCGCUCGGUCUUUCCAUUCACGACAUUAUUAUUCUCGCUCGCAAUAGUAUUUCCAGCUCAUUUCUAUCAGAAGAGGAGAUAAACGUUCUGAUUUUAAAGUUAGAUUCAUUCGUAUCAGGACUUUAA